Molecule: messenger RNA, 492 nt
Organism: Ophidiomyces ophidiicola
Lineage: Eukaryota; Fungi; Ascomycota; Eurotiomycetes; Onygenales; Onygenaceae
Gene: CBC2
Product: nuclear cap binding complex subunit
Exons: 4
Coding region: 1-492 (163 amino acids)
Biological process (GO): mRNA cis splicing, via spliceosome
Cellular component (GO): nuclear cap binding complex
Molecular function (GO): RNA cap binding
Source: RefSeq, a predicted model, not a curated record
AUGCUUACACAACACCAACAGAACAAAAGGCGGAAACUAGGCGUAAAUCGUGAUGAGCCUGAGGAUAUCAAUAUUGAGACAGAAGACCCUUUGAAAGAUGCUACCACCCUUUAUGUAGGAAAUUUGUCAUUUUAUACUACGGAGGAGCAGAUCCACGAAUUAUUUGCAAAAUGUGGUGAAAUUAAACGCCUUGUAAUGGGCCUCGACCGCUUUGCGAAGACACCGUGCGGCUUCUGUUUCGUCGAAUACUACACACACCAAGAUGCGCUUGACUGCAUGAAGUAUAUCGGCGGCACGAAGUUGGACGAGAGGAUUAUCAGGACCGAUUUGGACCCAGGGUUUCAGGAGGGAAGGCAAUAUGGUCGGGGCAAAUCAGGUGGCCAAGUUAGAGAUGAAUAUAGAGAUGAAUAUGAUCCGGGCCGUGGAGGCUAUGGCCGCGCGGUUGCAGAGGAGCGACGAAGGGAGGAAGAGCAAUACGGUCGGGGCAGGUAA